AUGGCACGCUCUUCGGCGAUUCCAAGCACGGCGAAAAAGCAGCAGAGCAUUGCCGGCUUCUUUCAGAAGCGGCCACCACCAUCGUCUGCAUCCAGCCCGCCUGUUGCAAGCGAUGGCAAUGGCAAUGUCAACAAGGAAAACGAGUCGCCAGGCGUCGUGUGCUCUAGUCCUUCACGUCAGGCGAAGAAGCACGUGAGCUACGCAGAAUCCGACGCCGAAGAGGAUGACGACGACCAGGACGCCUUCAAGCCACAAUCUCGAGGCAGCGUGCGUGCUGCUAAGCGUCGUCGGAUUAGCAUCAAGGACGACUCUGACGAGGAUGCUGAGACCGAGACUGCUGAGCCCGCAAUGGAGAAGGAGGAAGAUCCGUCGUAUUCGACUGCCCAGCAGUGGAGGUUUGAUCCUGAGGCGGCUCCUGCCACACGCAAAGCCCGUAAAUCGAAAGUGACAGGCUCCGAGCAAAAGCAGAAAGCAUCUGCGACUGAUGCGACUCUACGCCACACCUGGCUGGCGCAUCCGUUGGAUGCUGACCGGAAUCCACCAGAUCAUCCGGAUUACGACCCUCGUACGCUGUACAUCCCGCCAGCGCACAAGUUUUCUGCGUUUGAACAGCAGUACUGGGACAUCAAGUCCAAGUUCAUGGACACCAURGUUUUCUUCAAAAAGGGCAAAUUCUACGAACUCUACGAAAAUGACGCCACCAUUGGCCACCAACUGUUCGAUUUGAAGCUCACAGACCGAGUCAACAUGCGUAUGGUCGGUGUUCCUGAAGCCAGCCUCGACUUGUGGGCCAACCAAUUUGUUGCCAAGGGGUACAAAAUCGCACGUGUUGAUCAGAUGGAAUCCAAAUUGAGCAAGGACAUGCGCRAGCGAGAAGGAGGCGGAGGAAAAGAGGCCAAAAUCAUCCACAGAGAGCUUGCCUCGGUGCUCACUUCGGGAACUCUAGUCGAUGGAGGUAUGCUGCAGGACGACAUGGCUACAUACUGUGCUGCGAUCAAGGAGACCGAGCAUGAUGGCAAGCCGGCCUUUGGRAUCGCUUUCGUGGAUACCGCGACAGCACAGUUCCAGCUCUCGGAAUUUGUCGACGAUGUGGACAUGACGCGCUUCGAAACAUUCGUGGCUCAGACUCGGCCAGGUGAACUUUUGCUGGAAAAGGGCUGUCUCUCAGCCAAGGCACUCCGGAUCKUGAAGAACAACACCCCUGCGACUACCAUCUUCAAUUAUUUGAAGCCGGACAAGGAGUUCCUCAGCGCCGACAAGACUCGCAUGAAGAUCGAUGGCGAGCGUUACUUUGAUAAGUCAGCUGAGGAUGGCCUUGAGUCCUGGCCAGUGGUUUUACGAGAGGCAAAAGAAAAGGAGCUUGCAUUCCCUGCGCUCGGCGCACUAGUGUGGUACCUGAGCCUGCUCAAAAUUGAACGGGAUCUCCUCACGUGCGGCAAUUUUGCCUGGUACGACCCUAUCCGGAAGGCAUCGAGCCUCGUUUUGGACGGGCAAAGCCUGAUAAACCUCGAGAUUUUCGCCAACACGUUCGACGCCAGCACUGAUGGUACGCUAUUCUCAAUGCUCAAUCGCUGCAUCACGCCAUUCGGCAAGCGAAUGCUCAGGCAGUGGCUCUGCCAUCCAUUGGGCGAUGCAACCAAGAUCAACCAACGCUUCGAUGCCAUUGAUGCACUGAAUGCCGACGGUUCGGUCAUGGAGAGCUUCACUUCGUCUCUAUCGCGCCUGCCCGAUCUCGAGCGGCUGAUUUCUCGUGUUCAUGCUGGCCGUUGCAGACCACAGGACUUUGUGAAAGUUCUGGAUGGCUUUGAGCAGAUCGAUUACACGAUGUCGCUGCUCAAGUCGUUCAACACCGGCAACGGCCUUCUCAACCAGCUCAUCGACGCCAUGCCUGAUAUGAAGGAGGCGCUGGACCACUGGAAGGAUGCUUUUGAUCGUGGUAAAGCCAAAGAAGGACUUUUCGUGCCACAGCCGGGCGUCGAGGAGGAUUUCGACGAGAGUCAAGACCGGAUUGAUGACGUUCUUAAGGAACUGGAUGGACUGCUAAAUCGCACGCGGAAGAGCCUCGGCUCAAAUGCCAUCAAAUUCACGGACAAUGGCAAGGAAAUCUACCAACUGGAGGUGCCUAUCAAGGUGAAGAGCACCAUUCCUAAGAAUUGGAAGCAAAUGUCUGCCACGAAACAGUGCAAACGUUGGUAUUCGCCGGAGCUGGAGGAGCUGGUCCAGAAUUUGAAGGAAGCUCAAGAGAUGCACAACCAGGUGUUGAAAGCUCUCGCAGGACGGUUCUUUGCGCGAUUUGACACGGACUAUGCGACGUGGCUAGCUGCGGUGAAAAUUAUCGCGCAGCUAGAUUGUCUCAUAUCGUUGGCCAGGGUUUCAGCAUCUAUCGGGUCACCAUCCUGUCGCCCCGAAUUCGUAGAGGGUGAUGAUGCUCGCGGUGUCCUCGACUUCAAGACCCUCCGCCACCCUUGCAUUGAGACGACGACUAACUUCAUCCCCAAUGACAUUGCAUUGGGAGGCGACCAGCCAUCGAUCAAUCUUCUGACAGGCGCAAACGCUGCUGGGAAAUCAACCGUGCUACGCAUGACCUGCAUUGCCGUCAUUCUUGCCCAAGUGGGCUGCUAUGUCCCUUGCGAAUCGGCACGCAUGACGCCCGUGGACCGCAUCAUGUCUCGACUGGGAGCGCACGACAACAUUUUCGCGGGUCAAAGCACAUUCAUGGUCGAACUGAGCGAGACGAAGAAGAUUCUCGCCGAGGCCACGCCGCGCUCUCUCGUCAUCUUGGACGAGCUCGGUCGCGGGACAAGCAGCUACGAUGGCGUGGCCGUGGCACAGGCAGUCCUGCAUCACAUUGCCAGUCACAUCGGCUCGCUGGGAUACUUUGCAACCCACUAUCACUCGCUUGCCGCCGAGUUUCAGCAUCACCCAGAGGUCGCGGCGAAGCGCAUGGCUGUUCAGGUGCAGCAUGAUAUUCGUGAUGUCACUUUCCUCUAUCAAUUGGAGGACGGCGUGGCGGAGGGUAGUUACGGAAUGCAUUGCGCUGCCAUGUGCGGCAUUCCGGAGAAAGUGAUUGAUCGGGCCGAGGAGGCAGCCCAGAGCUGGGAGCACACUGGUCGUAUCAAGGAGUCGCUAGAAAAGGCCCAAGAGAGUAAUUGGCUGCCGCUGGGAUUGCUGAGUGAUGUUAGCUGGAUGUUGAAGGAUGGGGCAGUCGUUUCUGAGGCGAGCAUGGAAGUGCUGCGCAAGGCGAUCUCUGUGUUGUAA
Molecule: messenger RNA, 3258 nt
Organism: Ramularia collo-cygni
Lineage: Eukaryota; Fungi; Ascomycota; Dothideomycetes; Mycosphaerellales; Mycosphaerellaceae
Product: probable DNA mismatch repair protein msh6
Exons: 6
Coding region: 1-3258 (1085 amino acids)
Biological process (GO): mismatch repair
Cellular component (GO): nucleus; MutSalpha complex
Molecular function (GO): ATP-dependent DNA damage sensor activity; mismatched DNA binding; ATP binding
Source: RefSeq, a predicted model, not a curated record